AUGACCAACUACGGGGAGGAGGGGAUGAGGAACAUGGGGAGAUGCAGGGUUGUGGGCCGCAUCUCCUUCUACAUGACCAACUACGGGGAGGAAGAACAUGGGGAGAUGCAGAGACGUGGGGACAUGGGGUGUCAUGGCCGCAUCUCCUUCUACAUGACCAACUACGGGGUGGAAGAACAUGGGGAGAUGCAGAGACGGGUGCUGCUGUACCGGGGGUACCCCCUGGAGCUGUUCAUGGCGCAGUGUUACGGCAACGCCAGCGACCCCGGCCGCGGCCGGCAGAUGCCCGUGCACUACGGCUGCCGAGAGAGACACUUCGUCACCAUCUCCUCCCCCCUGGCCACACAGAUACCACAAGCGGUGGGGGCGGCCUACGCCAUCAAGCGAGCGGACGCCAACCGGGCCGUCAUCUGCUACUUCGGGGAGGGGGCGGCCAGCGAAGGGGACGCUCACGCCGGCUUCAACUUCGCCGCCACCUUGGAAUGUCCCAUCGUCUUCUUCUGCCGCAACAACGGCUACGCCAUCUCCACCCCCACCUCCGAGCAGUACCGCGGCGACGGCAUCGCGGCGCGAGGACCCGGCUACGGGUUGAUGUCCAUCCGGGUGGACGGCAACGACGUCUUCGCCGUCUACAACGCCACCAAAGAAGCGCGACGGAGAGCGGUGGCCGAGAACCAGCCCUUCCUCAUCGAGGCCAUGACCUACCGGAUCGGGCACCACAGCACCAGCGACGACAGCUCCCUUCCACACUCCCUUCCCAUGUUCUGGAG
Molecule: messenger RNA, 770 nt
Organism: Calidris pugnax (ruff)
Lineage: Eukaryota; Metazoa; Chordata; Aves; Charadriiformes; Scolopacidae
Product: 2-oxoisovalerate dehydrogenase subunit alpha, mitochondrial-like
Exons: 7
Biological process (GO): branched-chain amino acid catabolic process
Molecular function (GO): oxidoreductase activity, acting on the aldehyde or oxo group of donors, disulfide as acceptor
Source: RefSeq, a predicted model, not a curated record